AGAGCCGUCCCUCUAUCACAACGAAUGUUUGGACUUGAUGGUUCAUCGCUGGAGCAAACUAGAAAAGGUAUUUUUUGGGGGUUUUUUUGUGUUAAGACAUACAGUAUAUUUGUGAUGUUAUCUCUGAGUGUGUCCAUCCACCAGGAAAGCUGAAAAGUUUGCUUGACCACGGUGGUAAUCGAACCCGCGACCUUUGGUUUGCUUAUCCAGCGCUCUACCAGCUGACCUACGACGUCAAGUCAGUUCGAGCGAGAGUUACAUGCAGCUAAUUUCUCUUUCAAAGUAAAAACAAAACUGAAAAACCUCUAUCUCUAAGCGCGUAAAGCACGACCGACAUGCAUACAGUAGAGUGAUAGUCCGAACACUCCGUAGUUAUGUAGUCUUCGAACCCAGACGUCAUUUCCCACGCUCAUUCUUCGCUCGGAAAGUAACGAAGAAUGAACGUGGGAAAUGACGUCUGCGUUCGCAGACUUGUAGUUAUACGCGGUUGCUACGUUCCACAAACCGGUUUGGUAUCGGCAUUCCCGUUGAUAUCAAUACUCAAUAGACCUUUAUAAAAAGGUUGAGUUGGACGUCAGCAGGAUUCGCGCUUAGACGUCAAAGUUUGGCUGUCUUCUCUUGACAACCUCAAUGGACCAUUUGCAUUAUAGACUAAAUUUUGAUCUAAACAAGUCUAGACAAAAAUUUCAUCACAGCUUGAAAGAGCAUCACAAAAUUAGUAAUAUUCGAAAGUUUCGUUGCGAAAUGUUGUAAAAUGCGGAUAAUAUAGCCUUGCGAAGUUUGCCGUUUUUCAGUCAUUUUGCAUCACGAGGGGGAAAUUGACAGCCCAAUUUCCUUUGGGGCUGUCAAUUUCCCGUUUGUAAUACAAAAUGACUGAAAAACGGCAAACUUCGCAAGACUAUAUAUUAUCCGCAUUUUACAACAUUUCGCAACCAAACUUUCCAAUAUUACUAGCUUUGUAGUGCUCUUUCAAGCUGUGAUGAAAUUUUUGUCUAGAAUUGUUUAGAUCAAAAUUUAGUCUAUAAUGCAAAUGGUCCAUUGAAUUAGCUGUAUUUUGAAACUCAGUCUAGUUCCUUCGAUAUCAGUGAAAACAUUUCUGUUAUUACGAUCUCGAAUUUUUGUUUCUGGUGUUAUGCACUCAGGUGAAGAUAUAUGUUUGUGAUGUUGUCUCUGAGUGUGUCCACACCGGACAAGCUAAAACGAUUGCUUGACCGCAAUGGUGAUCGAACCCGCGACCUUUGGCUAAGCAAACUUUUCAGCUUGCCCGGUGUGGACGCACUCAGAGACGACAUCACAAACACAGAAAAGGUAUGUCUGCAUGAUCUCGUGGACACAGCACGUGUGUAAUGCUAUUGAUAUUUUCUGAUAGUGAGAAUGACGAAAAUCUCUGUUGCUAAUCUUCCAAUAUGUUAUUUUCCAGGACUUCAGAUUACGUAAUGGUAAAUUCGACAUCAGUCUCAUUCCUGACAUAUACGACUGCAUCAAAUACGAUGUUUUUCAUAACAAGUAGGUUCAAUUAAUGCCAGUUUUGUAUGUUUUUCUAUUGUUCAGAUAUUUAAUAGGGAGUUUACGCAUGUGCUGUACUGUAACAGUAAGGCGGCGACGUCAUGACGACGGUAGCCUGCGAACAGGCUCUCAAGCUGAAUUGAGAGCCUGCAUCGAUGACUAAUGAAUUUGAAUAUCUGCCCCGUAACGUUCGUUUUUCCAAAUAUGGAAUGUCUAUCCUUAUAUGGUGUUGUUUACAACUUUCGUGCAAACUAAAUUUAGACCAUGCAAACUAAAUUUAGACCGUACAGUUUAUACUGUUUUUCGAAAUAUAAGAUAUUGAAGCAAAAGUUUAAAUGUUUUAAAUACUGUUUUCUCUAAACAGAACAUUUCGUGCUUUGAGAUAAGAUGGCCAAGACCAAUUUGAUCAGUUAAUGUGUUUUUUUAUGCAUAGUGCUUCAGCACUUGACAUAUUUAGAGCUCAGCGGAAUAAUAUAAAUUAUAGCAUCUGACCAAUGAGAAUUUCGCGUCACGAUUUGAGACGCAGAUAUUCAAAUUCAUUAGUCAUCGAUGCAGGCUCUCAAUUCAGCUUGAGAGCCUGUUCGCAGGCUAUGACGACGGCUAUCAAUACAUGCAAUGGCAUUAAUCCUAUAGCACAAAAGAAAAUGAAUAAUUAAAAGUCUAGCAGAGGUUUUAGACGUCGCGUUGACAACGGCAAAAUGCAUAUUUUACGUCUCGUAUAGUACGCUAGCAUUUCACGCCGUGACUGGUAGUUUUUACUCGUUCAAAACUGUAUUAAAUUCAUAAGGAAGUAAGUACAAUUAAGACAAGAUUUCCGACCAUACAAUCAAUCAUUUUAGCCGGCGUCCUGACGUCGGCGUCUUACAUGCGCAAACUCCUUAAUGUGUAUACAGCAGUUGUGUGGAAGCAGCAAUAGAGAGCUUUAACAGCGACUACAAGUACGAAAUUCAUCAUUUUUGCGCCAAAUGCAGUAAUGCACGCUAACGUAUGCUUACGCCAUCCCGUAGCCGUCAACCAAAUGAGUACGAAAUUGUGGAAAAAUCUCGUAGUCCUCACGACGACUUUUUAUCAAAACAAAGAUAAUUGUGUUUUUUUCUUUUCUGCUUAAAUAAUUUGUAGAAGUGUUUGGUAUAGCCCCAGCGCGGGAAAUCAGGACUCGUCAACAAACAUGUCGAAAUCCUAGCUUCAAAAUUUUUAUACUUCUGUAGGAUAUGUCUUUGUGGUUUAUGUUCCUUUGUAUCCUUGGAUAUUUAAAAUAUAAUUAUUAUUUAAUAAGUUUUAAAAAAGCGUUUUAGAGAAGUGUAAAACCUAAAAGUUUGAAAUAAAAGUGGCAAAUAACCUAUCAAUACUAAAUAUCUUACUUGUUUUUAACCCCACGUUUAAAUUCGCUUGAGUUGAUUCAUCAUUAAUUGUUCUGAAAAUUAGGCCGAUUUGCUGAAACUUCCCAGGGGUGAAGUUUACGAUGUGCUCAUAGUAAAAACAGAAAAAAAGUUGGGGUCACCGAACUGUUUUCGAAGAUAUGACAAGUGCAAUAUGCCACCUUUUCCCCCAUAUGGCGCCAUCUUGACCCUAUUACGAGUUACAGGAACAAUCACAGUUGCUCAACCGCUUUUUAACAAGGAUCUUACUAAAAAUGUCUAUCUAGUGAUUAUAUACAAGAAAACAUGGUAUUAGCGAAUCAAACACCAUUGACGUGCAUUGUCGUGGUGCAAAUAUGUAUUUUCCCAUCUUCUCAGACAUGUUAUUUUGGGAAGCAUGCGCGAAAAAUGCAAAAUAUUAUAAGUUGUAGACUGAAAUUAUUUUCUCUUAUUUUCUGAUAUGACAUGUAAAACGAAUCCUUCUUAAAGAGAUGGGUUAAGCAUGUAACAUUAUUACAGUCCUAAGGGAGGGGGGGGAGGGGCUUAGCCUCGCCAUUUUUACCUCGGGGGAGGGAUAUAGCCCCCCUGUUCCACCGCCUCUGCCAAUUAUGUGCUGUUGCUUUUGAGUUUUUGUGAGAGAACCACUGAAUUAUUUCAAGAUGUUAUCGACAACGUUUUUGAUUGCAUAUGAUUUAUAUAUAUAUAUAUAUAUAUAUAUAUAUAUAUAUAUAUAUAUAUAUAUAUAUAUAUAUAUAUAUAUAUAUAUAUAUAUAUAUAUAUAUAUAUAUAUAUAUAUAUAUAUAUAUAUAUAUAUAUAUAUAUAUAUAUAUAUAUAUAUAUAUAUAUAUAUUUAAUAAAAAAAGAAAAAAGGGCCCCCAAAACACUAUUACGUAACUCAGGCGUGAUUAAACACACGUGAACUUACUGCAAUUCGAUCCUUCUUUGUUAUGAAUAAGUCAAAUGAAUUCUUUCUGUGUUUUUAGCAAACUUAACUUACGUGAUGGACCAGAACUGUUUAAAUGUGCCAAAGCUUUAGCAGAUGUUGUCAUUCCUCAGGCAAGAAGAAGAAAUUUAUUACCAUUCCAAAAUUUACAGUGAGAAAAAAAGAUAUAAAUAAAAUGUAACACAAAUUAUGAUAAAAAGCCAACUAAAAUAGUAUCAAAGAGACUAUAGCCUGGUUAGUUGGCUUACUGUUUUUGUUAUUCAAGUAUCAAAAGACUAGAAAGAGAAGAUAGAAUACGAUGGAAAUGAACUUUUUGAAAUAUGCUACAAAUCUUAUAUUCAAUUGCUACUCCGAUAAGUAUAGUGAAAAUGAACCAUCGGGCAAGUGCGUCAUGUGUGUAAAACCCAGCGUUGUAACAGAUCGAGUCGCUUGGAAGUCGAGUCAACAACUUCACUGAGUCCAGUCAAUGGCUUCACUGACUCGAUUCAAUAGCUGAACUUGAGCUAAUUCCGAAAAUUUGCCAUACCUACUUCAAUACACUUAACCAUCGGCAAAGAUGUUUUUGUUUUUUCGUAAUUUCUGUGCUGAUUAAAUUUCGAAUUAAAUUAUUUUUUUUUUCCCUAUUUCUCCGUUUCAGGAAUAUGGUAUAACAGAAGAGGAAAAGAUGAAGAUUUCUCGAAGGACGUGCCAGCAUCUUUGUAGGAAACUGCUUGGAGACUUACGCCACGCAGAUCAAUCCGAAACUACACAUCGUUUGAAUCCAAAGUAAGGCAUACGCCGUUUCGUGUGCCAACUUUAAUUUGCGAAUUACAAAAGCAACGUAUGAAUCAGUUAACGUACUUAUUGAAGCUACCUACUUAUUAACAAAUUUCGGCCUUGAUAAUUCUUGAUAUAAUGCGAAAACUGACUUCAAUAAUUGUUAAAUAGAGAAGGCCAUCUACGCAUCUAAAAAUCUCACAUCUUGUAGCGAGUCUGCCAGCAAGUCGUCAACAAGUUAUGUUCGCACUGCCUGUCCCAAGUUGUCAACAGGUUUGGAACAAGCUGUUAACAACUUGUAACAAGCUUGAUGGCAUUAUCAGACUUGUUAUAUACUUGUUGAGAACUUGGACAAGCAAUGCGAACAUAACUUGCUGACGUCUUUUUGGCAGACUUGCUACAACAAGUGAAAUUUUUGCGUGUGUAGCUCAAUGUUGUUUAAAUGAUAUUUUAAAUGUCAGUGCUAAGUUUCAGACUUUCACAUUCCCUGUAUACGACGUGCUCAUCUUCAUAUUAUGUGUGUUUGUCUUGCAGAUAUUCUCGCGACAUUGUUACUCCACAUCGUCACGUUCGGACGCGUCUGUACUUCACCAGUGAAAGUCAUAUUCACACCAUGAUCAAUGCCAUUAGAUAUGGAAAUCUUUGUGACGUAAGUACAGUGACAGUGACAAUAGCGUGUAGCACAUACACGCGUGAAAACGCGUAUGUUGUUACCGAUCUGCAAACAAGUUAUAACAAAGUUGUUGGCAAGCCGAUAUCAGGAUGUGUUCACCCUGCUUGUUCCCAGUUGUUGUGACAAGUCUGGAACAAGUUGGUAUCACCUUGUGACAAGAUCGAUGACGGCAACAGACUUGCUACAAGUUGUUCCAACAGGACUAAUAUACAAGCUGUUCGUAACAAGUACGAGCUACGAGCUCGUUGUAAUCAGCUUGUUACGUGCAGAUGACAUCAGACUUGGUUUCAACAACUUGUUACGAGUCUGUUGGCCUCGUCAACCUUGUUACGAGAGGAUAACAACUUGUUAUGGACUUGUCAACAACUCAGAACAAGCAGUGCGAUGUAUUAUUAUUCUAGAUGCUGACUGUAACCCAGGUGAUCUCGUGUUCGUAUUUUAGCCAAUCAGCGCUCAGAAAGGGUUGUCCGAAUAGAAAUCCAUUUUGAUGUAUUUAGUCAAUUAUAUCUUUCGUUAUUCUUUAUGAAACUAGUUAAAAUUUUGUAAUUAUGUUUGGUUAGGAGAACUAUAGCUCUGACAAAAAUAUGGAAACGAAAUAAAGUAUACUACAGGAAAUAUUCAGUUGUUUUAAUCAUAAAAUGGAUUUCUAUUUGACAACUAGUGCCAGUACUUUUCCGCGUAUCAAGAUCACCUGGAACUAUAGUUACAAAGUUACAAGUUGCAAAACUGGUUGGACCUAUUCCCUAAUGAACAAAAUUUUGAUCUAAACAAGUCUAGACAACAAUUUCACCACAGCUUGAAAGAGCAUCACAGAAUUAGUAGUAUUCCGAAGUUUCGUUGCGAAAUAUUGUAAAUGCUGAUAAUAUAUAUUUAUUAUAUAAACAUAAGUGUUAUAUAGAGUUUUUGGCCACUGAGAAAAAUCGUAUUUAAACACACGUAAAAAAUACGAUAUUUUUACGUGUGAAAAUAUCAUUUGUUGUAAAACGCAUUGCCACGGACGUUUUAUUGUUUUUCACUGAAUUUUGUUUAUAUAGUAAACAGAAAAAUACAUGGGUGCUUGGAAAUACCAGAUUUAUUUCUCGUGUUGAACAUGAUGUUCAACACUCGAAAUAGAUCUGGUAUUUCCGCGCACCCAUGUAUUAUUCUCUAUAUAUAGCACUGCGAAGUUUGCCGUUUUUCAGUAAUUUUGUAUUACGCACGGGAAAUUAAAUUGAUAUACCGCUUUCUGAGAAAAGGUAUCAAUUUCCCACGUGCGCAAUACAAAAUGACUGAAAACCGACCUCGUUUCAUUGCGUACGCACGCAUUUGAGGCGUGUUAUGUAACAUAUACAAAAGAUUCUCCUCUUAAUGAAAUGGUAUAUUCAUUGCAUUAUUUUUUCCAGGAUGUGUCAGACGAGUUUUGGAAACGCACAAUCGAGUACUUUGCAGCAGUACCAGAACUCAACUACAUGACGCAGAUCGUGCUUAUGUUGUACGAGGAUCCGCAAGUUGACAAGACUUCCGAUAUGCGAUUUCACAUCGAAUUGCACUUUAGUCCUGGUGUAAAAUGUCACGUAGAUGAAGCCGCGAAAGACUCCAGACUAAACGUGUUUCUUAAGGAACAUAAAAAUUUUGCGUUUAGACCAACCGUAGGACAAACGCAAGCAGAAAGGAGCGGCUCGGAGCAUUCUAGACUUAUUACCAACAAACAACAUGCUUCAACGUCAAUCGAAGAAGAGGCGGAGACUUCGAAGACAGAUGCUCCGAAACAAGAAAGGAAAAGCUCAACCGAGGGUGAAAUGGAAUCCGCUCAAAAAGUAUCACCAAAAUUUCCCAGGCUGGAAGCAACUGGCUUGGAAGACAAGAGAAACAUUAAUUCUAGAAGGCCGAAUAGUGGACGUUCACGUUCGGAAUGUGAAUAUCCUGCUAAAUCUUUAGAUAAUCUCGACGAGUCUGGUGGAAACAACGAUGAUGGUUCAGCCCUGAACAAACCCAUCUCUAAAUCAUUAGGUAAGUGCUGUACUAAAUUUAGGGGGGAACCUUGUUUGCAUGAUUAUAGAUUUGCACCUAAUUACAUUAAUUUGCACCAAAUUACUUUCCAUUUCAUCAUAUAUUAGUAAUAUUACUGUAAAAAUGUAUUUUUUCGAUUGUAUUCAGCGAGGUGGCGUUGCGUGCGGCGAAGUGAAACGUGGUACGGUUCGAUUUGUUUUUGGAACAAGAUCCAACUCCACACACACUUUUUUAAUUCUCAAAUUGUUUAUUAGAUGUUUACUGGUUGAGGUUAGAGAAGGGCUUGGGGUUGGGAUCGGUUUAUCUUAAAAUUAUAAAAUUAUAAAUGGAAGCAAAUUGGCGUAUUUUUUAGAAGAAUCGUCUAUGUCUAUGAACUUUUUAGCACCUGAAACGAGCCAUAUAAUGGCAUUAAAAAUCAAGGACUAUAAAAUUUCUUUUUAUUAUUGGACCAUCAUUAUUUACGGUUGAUAGUUGAUGAUCAUAGUUACAGUGGAACUGGCUUGUCAGGUUGAGUUGCCCGAAGCCGGAGGGUACGCCCAGUGAACUCUAAGAGAACUGGAACGAUAACUUGGCCGCAUCUUUGAAGCCACCAUGAUGGCCGCCAUGUACGUAUGGAGUGGAAAAUACGCCACCAAAAAGAUGUCUGUUUUCGACCACUAAAUAGCUGUAUUUCAACAAGGAAAAAAGCUAAAAACUUUCAACAGUACCUGAAAUUUAAUACAAAACAUGUUUCCAGAACGUAGAGCAGUUACCAAGUUCUUUUUUCAGGAGUCAAAGUGCGAAGUUUUUUUCGGCACGUUCAAACUUGUGUAAUAUUUUUAAUAUCAAGCUGUUACCCAGGAAGUUUUUGCUGUUAGUGGAUGUAAAAUACUUAGAACUAUCCAGGAAACCAGGUUUGAAUCUUUAAAGUUGAAGACUUUCGAUAAAAAAGUGCUUUUUCUUGCUGAUUUUCGCUCAAAAACAAACUUUUGACUGAAUUUCCCGCUCCUCGAAACUCUCCGCAGUCUUUUUGAAAGUUAAUUUAUUGCUCGCUGCGCUCGUAAGAAGCGCCAUCUUGGCUUCAGGCAAGUAUGGGCAAGUUUAUCAGCAGUUAGCGUUUCAGUGUUAUUACAGUUCACUGGGUACGCCUGAGCCGGCGUCUUGGUAUAUUAUGGUUGAUAGUUGCUGAUCAUGAUUAAUCUAUUUAUAUGGUCCAGACCUCCUGUGUCCCUAUCUACUUCUCUACUACACAUUACACGCCUGAGCAGGCGUCUUGUUUUACUUUUUUACAUGUAUAUAUACAGCUAAUUCAAAAAAAGGUUGUCCUUUGCAAACCUUAAACUUUGCAAUCAUUUAAUAGAAAUCAUAUAUGGGGCCCAUUUCUUAGAGACAUGGUGAAUAUCUCCUUACGAGAACAAUUCAUUCACAAGCUUGAAAUUUGUGCUCCCAUAAGUUCUUUAGACGCUCUUAAUCCGUUAUUAAUAACGGAUUAGGAGCGUCUAAAGAACUCGUGGUCUUUUCUUAAUUUAGUAUCAUUGUAUGUCAAUAGUGUAAUGUUUCUAAUACGUCAUCUCUUCCUGUUUCUUUGUAUAUAAUAUGAUAGCAAGUUUGUAAAUAGCUUAUUCUGGUUUGACAAUGACUUUGAAAUAGAGUCGAAAUAUCACCGCAAAAUUGUUGUCUUGUGUUAUAGCUCAUAUCUUGAGUUUACAAGAUGUUAUUCUUCGGAGUAUGUUUUUUCUUGUAUUUUACUCAUGCAGCACUAAUAGACCUUUCCCCUUUUAAGUGAAAUUUUGAUCUAGACAAGUCUGAACAAACAUUUUAUCACAGCUUGAAAGAGCAUCACAAAAUUAGUAAUAUUCCAAAGUUUCGUUGCAAAAUGUUGUAAAAUGCGGAUAAUAUAAUAAUAGGCUAUAGCCUUGCCAAGUUUGCCGUUUUUCAGUCAUUUGGUAUUACAAACGGGAAAUUGAUAAUCAGAUGAUCAAACUGAUUGUCAAUUUCCCAUUUGUAAUACCAAAUGACUGAACAACGGCAAACUUCGCAAGGCUAUAUUAUCCGCAUUUUACAACAUUUUGCAACGAAACUUUGGAAUAUUACUAAUUUUGCGAUGCUCUUUCAAGCUGUGAUGAAAUUUUGGUCCAGACCUGUCUAGAUCAAAAUUUCACUUAAAAGGGGAAAGGUCUAUUGUAGAAGGAUUUUCAUUUUUGUAGUGAGAUUACCAAAAUCUACAAAACUCGCCCAUGCUUUACGAUAUAAUUGUCUAUCUUGUUAUUUGUAGAAUCAAUCCAUCCUCAAAAGACAACGCCCUCGUACGUUCCAAUGCGUACCUCAUCAUCUGAUAUGAAAAGUACUGUAAAAACAGAAUGUCCCGAGGGAAAAGCGUUGCGUUCCACUAUAUCAUCGCCAUCACUUCUAAAGACGCAGAAAUGUGUUACAAACCUCAGGGCAGCUCUCGGUUAGUAAUUUAAAACUUUUAAGAUUUAGUUUGUGGAAACACUACAUUUAUAUGUAGUGUAUGAAAAAAGGUAAUUCAACUUCAGCAUGUUCGCGUGCGUUAGAUAUCGUGUUUAUGGAAAACAUUAUUACACAGCAAGAAAAUUCAGGCUUUAUAUAUCAUUAUAAGAGAAAAUGACCAAAUACAUUUCACCUCGAAUUGUAGGCAAAAGGUGAAACAAAUAGAUUUUUUGGUUGUACAUCCGGGUAUUACUCAAAUUUGCCCCGUUUAUCAAGCUUCAAUUUGUCCCUUUCGUUUGCAUGAACUUUUCCUGCGAUGCCCACUCUAUUCUUUUAUGAUCUCUACGAGUGUGACCGCAUUUAUUAUUCGCUGGCAAAUUUCAUGAGGAAAAGAGGCCACUGAUAAUUACUUUCUCUCUGGGCAAUAUUUUUUUAUUCCUACCCAGCAGCAGAAACUUUAAGAACCUCUUCCCAAGCCCCAUUCACACAAUACGACUAGUCGUAUAUGAUUGUCAUUAGAGACCUUACGAUUUUAGGACGGCAACGCGACGGCAACGGCUACCAAUACAAUAGAUCAUUGAAAAGAAUUGAGUAAUUACAAUAUAUGAAUAAUUUAGACAAUGUCCUACGCUCUGUUGACAACGCCAAAUCACAGAUUUUCACGUCUUGAUACUGCAACGCCUGCAUUCCAAGCCGCAACAAGUGCAACUUCAAACUGGGUUUAGCAGAACUCUUCCCAACCAUAAAACCCAUGUCUUCAACUUCUAAGAUUGUAUUAAAUUCAUACGAUUGAUAAUAUACGACGAACUGUCUUUACUACCAUUUAUUUGAAGGAGUUUGUUUUGGCCGUCGCGUUGCCGUCCUAAAAUCGUAAGGUCUCUAUUUUGGCGUAUGAAAACGACUUCUGACGCCACUACUCCUGUUCAUCAGUUUAUGGGGAAAUUUUAAAUGUUUCAACUUUACACGCAUUUAUUAGAAUACAUACGCCAGGAUAAGAUACAACUAAUCAUAUCCUGUAGAUAGGCCUUAACAUGUCAGUUACACCAUAGUAUUUUUGUUGUGGUCACAUGCAUACCAGAUGCUCUCCAAGUUUUAAGAUCAAUGGUGUUACCCUACUGUAUACAAAUGGAUUUCAUCAUGUGUUUAUUAGGUCCAGUGUUCUCUGUUCCCGGAGUUCGUAAGUUAGCUCUUCAAAGUGCAGUCCCAAUGGCAAAUGUGGUGACCAGACCGCGGGCGUCGAUAACUGAGGAUACCUUUUUGUCUGAUCUCGCAG
Molecule: messenger RNA, 10928 nt
Organism: Paramuricea clavata
Lineage: Eukaryota; Metazoa; Cnidaria; Anthozoa; Malacalcyonacea; Plexauridae
Source: the annotation of a GenBank genome assembly